AGUGUAGUUCUCUGUUACAUUUUUUGCUGUAUGUUAUUAUGUUUAUCAUUUUGUAUUUCGUGUUUGUGUCAACAUAGAAUUGGAAUCCAGAAAGUAUAUUGAAGCAAUAAAACAAUGAUGUAAUGUUACAAAUUCACAGACUGUCAAUCAUGAAGUUCAAACCUUUUUCCUAUUCUUCCGAGUGAAUACCUUUUUUUCCGUUUUGAAAAAUACUCCUGAUUAAAAAUUUUGUGAUCCUGAUUAAUUAGCGAUGUAUAGCUGAUGGCAAUUUUAUAGAUGAGAUUUGAUGACUUGUACAAACACUCUGCCAUUAAUAUCCAGUGCUUUCAAAGAUACAGUCAACAAUAAUCUAGAGUCUGGGAGUAGAAAAUGGUGUGACACAGCAUAGGAUCAGUGUCAACACAAUCAAAAUGUCAACACAAUGAAAAUAAAGGAUUUAAUUAAUUGCUAAAAUCAACAAGUAUGGUUUAUCUGGUCAAGUUCCGAGAGGAAUUAUAAAUUCAUGCGUGGAUUUAAUUGUCAAUAUUUUAACAAUGGAUAAUAUCGAUGAUGAAUCGAAGAGGUACUUUGCAUCAAAAACAGAAAUGAAAGGAAACUAUCGCACAAACACAAGAACUUCUCUUCUAGGAAAAGGAAUAGCAAACACGUUAAGAGUUCAAGAAUAUGAAGAGUCCGAAUUUAACGAAAAUAGUUAUGGAAGUAGCGGAGAAACUAAACCAUGCCUGGAAAAAGAGAACAAGAUAAAUUUCCCAUUGUAUAGAAGGCAUCCAAAAACUUCAGUUCAAGCUCAAGUGUAUAAUUUUCUAGAAAGACCGACGGGUUGGAAAUGUUUCAUAUAUCACUUUACAGUAUUCAUGAUGGUGCUAAUUUGCCUUAUCUUUAGUGUCUUAUCAACAAUUGGAGAUUACGAUGAUUUUGCCAUGGAAACGUUAUUUUGGAUGGAAAUAGUUUUAGUAUGUUUCUUUGGCUUAGAAUAUGUGAUACGGUUAUGGUCAGCAGGUUGUAGAAGUAAAUAUAUGGGACUAAAAGGCAGAUUUAAAUUUGCUAGAAAACCAAUUUCUAUAAUAGAUUUAAUUGUAGUUAUAGCCUCUAUAGUAGUAUUUACAUUUGGAUCUGAAGGACAAGUUUUUGCAACAUCAGCAAUAAGGGGAGUACGAUUUUUACAAAUACUGCGCAUGCUCCAUGUAGACAGACAAGGAGGAACAUGGAGACUUCUAGGAUCUGUCAUUUAUUUACACAGACAGGAGCUUAUCACGACAUUGUAUAUAGGAUUUUUAGGCCUUAUAUUUUCCUCAUAUUUUGUUUAUCUUGCUGAACGAGACGAAAGUAGAGAGGAUUUUGCCAGUUAUGCAGAUGCCUUAUGGUGGGGAGUUAUAACAGUGAUGACAAUAGGUUAUGGAGAUAAAGUUCCACAGACAUGGAUGGGUAAAAUUGUUGCCUCUUGUUUUGCUGUUUUCGCCAUAUCAUUUUUUGCCUUGCCUGCGGGUAUACUUGGUUCAGGAUUUGCCUUAAAAGUUCAACAAAAACAAAGACAAAAACAUUUUAAUCGACAAAUUCCAGCUGCAGCUACUUUAAUACAGUGUGUAUGGAGGUGCUAUGCUGCGGAUCCCUUGUUCAAAUCAGAUGCAACAUGGAAUAUACAUAUUCAUGACGCAUCGAAUGAACACAACAUGUUAGCAAGAAUGGCUAGACGAGCUAGCCUGACUUUACGGAAACGUCGUAUGUCAAGGUUAGAUUCCAUGUCCGUUCCUAACCAUUAUCACAGAGAGAGUGUUACUACGUCACCUUGGGAGGAAAAAAUAGGUACACCAAAAGGUGCAAGACGUGAAAGUAUGAGACCCUCACCCUAUGGUGGAAGUAUAAGUGAACAAUAUGACGAUACAGACUAUGAUAUGGAUGAAGCCGCUGAUCGAGUGGUUCAGUUAACCGAGGCACAUAAAGCAGCGAUACGAGUAAUCAGGAAAAUCAAAUAUUUUGUAGCUAGGAGAAAAUUUCAGCAAGCACGAAAACCGUAUGACGUCAGGGACGUCAUAGAACAGUAUUCCCAAGGUCAUCUUAAUAUGAUGGUUAGAAUCAAAGAACUUCAACGAAGAUUAGACCAGACAUUAGGUAAGCCCGGAGUUCUUUAUUCAAAUGGAAAAGAUCGAGAAAGAGUUACUCUCAGUGCAAGAAUUGUCAGAAUGGAAAAUCAGAUACAGAAGAUGGACACAAAGAUCGACCAAGUAAUUUUCUUAUUGAAUUCCUUAUUGAAAUCGAAAUCCGUUAACGAAAACUCAGUUGAGGAUGACGUAUGAUGUUUACAAACUUAGUUUAAAAAAUCGACAAAACAGAAGGCAGUUACAAGUUAUGGAGAACCAGUGAAAUGUGACAGUGAAACGGAAUAGGCAAUUGUUGUAUAUGAAAACAGUACAAGCAUUCACCAGUUUCAAUUAAUUGCCACUGUUUCAUACCUCAGAAAGAAGCUUUAUGUUAUACUAAUGAUAAUCAUAAAUAUGUUACAGUAGAUACAAGAUGUACUGUGUGGUUGUUUUUUAGCAGCUUUUAUCAGUAUUCGAACACGUUAUUGGACUAUUUUUCACAUUUAAUUAUUGUUCUUACCCUGGUUGUGUUUUUCUAUUGUGUUAAAUGUUAUCACAUUUCGUAAUUGUAUAGAUGUUUUUGUCAGAAUGUUGGAUGUAUGCACUAAACUUGAAUUCUUGAAUUUUAUAUUUUGGGAUAAAUGAUGUAUUUGUUUUAAUUCCCCGUAAAGGAAAGAAUAGUUGUAUUUUGUGAUUAUCUCUCUGUGUAGUAAUUGUCAAUGAACACCACAUUACUUAUUUUCGCUUAGACCUGGUCAAAGACCUAACAAUU
Molecule: messenger RNA, 2850 nt
Organism: Mytilus trossulus (common blue mussel)
Lineage: Eukaryota; Metazoa; Mollusca; Bivalvia; Mytilida; Mytilidae
Product: potassium voltage-gated channel subfamily KQT member 1-like
Exons: 14
Coding region: 534-2294 (586 amino acids)
Biological process (GO): potassium ion transmembrane transport
Cellular component (GO): membrane; voltage-gated potassium channel complex
Molecular function (GO): voltage-gated potassium channel activity
Source: RefSeq, a predicted model, not a curated record